GUUUCAAAGACGUUUCAUUUCUUUAUCCUGCUUCCUCCUUUUUCCCCCCCCGUCCCGACUCCCGUCCUCGGAGGGGUGGGGGGAAAUAUUCAAGGCGACGGGUAGAAUUAAUCGGGACACUUUCAAACAUGUUCGGCGUAAAAGGUGCAGCGUAAAUUUAAUCUGAUGUGAAUGACUGGCGACUGUUCGUUAUCCUUGUUUUGAGAAAGCAAACAAGAGGAGGCCUGUCGGGCUCUGGGCCCCACCGAUUUUGGAAAUAUAGCGCAUUGAAAUGUUGGUUCACGGUUUACGACCUGAGGUUUAAAGGUUUCUGAGUGUUCAGAGUAAGGAAGAUUAUUGAUAUGGUUGGAAUUAUUGCUAUGGCCGGUAUUGUGGAGGAAUAUCAUCAGCCAUGCAAGAAACAGAAAAAAGAUGCAGAGGAUUCCUACACAAAAACAAUCACAAGCUACUUUUCACCAGUAUCCAAAUCCAUUGACACAGCUUUUCCGUCACCAAAAUCCAGUAACAUAAUGGAUUACUUCAAGAAAACUCCAGGACAAAAUGUUGCUUCAAUUGCAUCCAGUGAAUGUGAAGGAAAGAAUUCAGUGGUAACAUCUGUAGACCAUAAUAAAGAAUCAGUAGUGGCAUCUGAAGGGAAACCCCAAACGUUAAAGGGCAAAAGACUCAGAAGAACUAACUUAAGUCGGAAGUUGAAUGAAUGCCACAAGAUUGUUGAGAUCAGUGAUACUAGUAACUGUAGUGUUGGAGAAGUGUGUGACGUAAGAUCAGGCAUUGGAGUUCUUGGGAGUGAUACAGCUGCAUUGAUUGCUCAGCUUUGUGCAGAGAGCCAAGAUAUAUUCACAGAGAAUGAGGAAAGUGUUUAUCUGGAUUCCAGUGCUCCACAAAGAGAAAUGAAAGGGGAGAACAAAAAAAAUAUCUGCAAUGAAAUUGUCAAUCAUUCAAGUAAAAAAAUCUCCAAAAAAACACGGAAAAGAAAGACUACAAGUAAACCUGAAGGUUCCUCAGAACAGUCAGAUGUUGAACUUGUGACAAAAGAUGAUUACUGUGAGAGGGGAGUUGAAGUGGCAAAAUCUAAAGGGGCUACUACUAUUCCCAUGAUUAAUGAAAGUGAAAGAAUAUGUCUCAGUGAGACAAAUUUGGAAACAGCAGCUGAUGAGUCUUCUCAGGCAAAUGACAGCACUGUGACUGUAUCAUUUGAAGAUUUUAUGAAGAAUCAAGGAACUGAAGAGCCUUCAGAAAAGGCAGCAGAGACCAACUCUGAGAUAAUCAAGGAGAGUAACGAGCUUCCCAAUUUAUUAGAAGACACGAGUUCAGUUUCUCCUCAACCAAUCUCUCCAAAAACCGUAACUGUCCAUGUUCAAAUUCAUUCUAGUCCUGUAUCUACCUCAGCUCAAAAUUCCAAAAUGAAACCAAAAAAAAUAGCCUCAAUUUUUUUGAGAAAGAAAGCAGAUUCUGAAAGCGAAGUUGUUGAAAUCCAACAGCUGAGUCAGCAUCCUGCUGAGACCCCUGAUUCAGUUCCUGCAAGGAGAUCUAACGUGGUGAUAGCAGAGGAGGAAUUGGAGUUAUUGGUAUUGGAUGCCACUGAAAAGAGUCCCAUGAAGGCCAAGUGUAGUCGAGCUGAAAGGGAACAAUUUAUGAAUGCUUUUAGGCGAUCUGCCUCUUCAGAUCUGGCAAAAAACAGGCUUAAAAAGGUAACGCAGAAAUCAAAAGCCUGCAAGCAAGAUUUAGCACAAGGUGAAGGUGGUGAUGAUGAGCCUCGUCUCGAGAAGGGAAAUGGGGAAUUCAUCCAGACUACAAAUGCUGAGAUGUCAAACCAAGGCAGUAAAGAUUCUAGUGUGGAAAGCAGAAAAUCUAUAGGUGCAACUUUGAAGAAGAAGAAGAAGAAAAAGUUAAAACGUAGAAAAGUUAGAGCUGAAUGGAAAAAUCAAGAUGAUUGUAAUACAACAGAAGGUAAAUUUAAUUCUGAUCUGAAUCCGGGCAAUAUCACAACUGAAGAAUCAAGAGACUCCAUGCCUUUCGAUCCAACAACAACACGAUCGAGUGAAACUUGUAGAACUACGCGGAGGAGCCUUAGACAGCAAAGAGAUGCUUUGAACUAUUGCCUGACACCAAAUAAAGCCAUCAGAGUGGAUUGUCUAGGCGUUCCAGCUUGUCAGUCAACUCCAAAAUUGACACGUUGGUCUUCCAAAGAAAACAGCAUCUACAAAGCAGAAAUGAUUCCCAUGACCUGUAGCAAAAGUCCAAUCAGAAUGAAGUUUACACGAAUUACUCGGUCAAAAACUGACGUAAAAACAAAGAAAACGGAUGAGAACAUGGAAUUUACUCCCAGGAGCAACCAGCGGAUGUGCCAAUCCAAGAAUAUGGUCAAAGCAAAAAAGUUGGUUGAAAAAGCGAAAGCACAGAGCAAGAGUCGAAGUCCUGUCGAAUCCAUCACACCACUGAGACGAUCAUCUCGACAGCAGGCCAAAUCUGAUGAGAAGUAUCAUAGGACUGAGAACUUGGCAAUUAAUUUGAAUGCAAGUGAAGAAAGCGACUUGGUCAGUACAAUUGAACAUGGAAAGAAAGCCAAAAAAUUGAGAAAUUUAAGUGAUGUCUUAGGAAAGAAUCCAGGUAAAUCAUCAACAACCAAGAGAACUAUAGCUGAACUCAAGGUUGCUUCCAUAUUUUGUGGUAAAAAAGCAGUCAAACAUGCACCAUUGGGACCAAUCACCAUUGUCGACGAUAGCACUUAUAAUGGCUCCGAAAAUUCUCAGGGCACAGAAGAGUUUAAAGCUAAGCGUCAGUUUCUGAUGAGUGGAUUACCAGAUAAAUUGAAAAAACACAUAGCAAAGACAGCAGCAGUGAUGGAGGUCUACUCUGCUGCAAGCACUGCUUUCCAAACUGUCGUUCAUGUUCAGCAAAAAAGUCAAGUUUCAUUGUUAUGGGAUCUAGCUUGGCCCAAGUCUACUAUUCUAACCCACUUCCGGGAUAUGAAUGAAGGAAUGGAAAGAAUUCUGAAAGACUCCCUUGCCCUUGGAGAUUUCUCUGAAGUGAAAUACACAUUCAAUACCACUGAAUCUUGGACUGGGAUAUCUACCUCAAGGACAGAAUUCUCCCAGGACAUCCAGAAGUGUUUACUUGAAGAAAUUAGGUCAUCCAAUCCAGAGUUUCCUGUUCGAAAACUUUUCAAAUCAUUACUCCAGAAACGAACUGAAUAUCUUGCACAGACUGUCAAAGCAGAGAUAGAUACCAAGCCUCAACAAGUGUUACCUCUGUGCAGCGGUCCACAACAAUCUUUGGGUAAAAGGAAGAGAAAGAAGGAAAGACAGGAACAGAAACAAAAGAGGAGGAAAACACUUGACGGUGAUCCGAGCUCAGUUAUUAUCAUUAGUGAUGAAUGCACCCCAGUAAUGUCUGCGCAAUGUGAGAAAUCCACCAAGAGAAACAGCAGACGUGCCCAAACCCUGAAUGAUGUGACUCUUUCCAAAACUAGCCUCCGGCGAUCUGUUAAGCAAAAACAGCAAGAGUUGAAAACUGGAGCAGCAGAAACACAGAAUAUGCCUGCUGUAUCACAAAUCCCUGAACUAACUGACCAACCAAAGGUGGAGGAAGCUGCAACUUCAGAUGACCCAGUCAAGGAAGAUCUGCUAUGGACAGAGCAAUACCAGCCGCAGCACUCCAGUGAACUUGUGGGAAAUCUCAAUGCUGUCAGAAAAUUACGCAGUUGGUUAAUGGAAUGGAAGAAGAGAGCUGAUAAGGAAGAAAAGAAAAAACAGAAGGAGAAAAAGACUGAAAAAGACAAGAAGUUGGAUGUUUGGGACAACAGUGACUUUAAUAUGGAGAGUUCCGAGGAUGAGGAUUCUUUAUGCAAUACAGUGCUAAUUACUGGACCAGCUGGAGUUGGGAAAACUGCUGCAGUUUAUGCUUGUGCUCAGGAGUUAGGUUUUAAGGUAUUUGAAGUAAACGCUUCAUCUCAGCGAAGUGGCAGACAGAUUCUCUCUCAACUUAAAGAAGCCACUCAAUCUCACCAAGUUGAUAAACAGGGAACAAAUGCCCUAAAGCCUACCUUCUUCAACAGCAACAAGUUUCAGUCUUCUCAAACAACAAAAUCUCCAAAAAAAGCACAUUCACCCAAAAAAGUAGUCUCUUCACCCAGGAGGGCACCCCAGUCCCCAAAGGGAAAGAUCUCAAAGAAGAACCUAGCACCACAUUCUUUAACCAAUUUCUUCAAAGGUCUGUCAAAACAGAACAAAACUGAAGAAGCAGAAAAUUUUGAAGAUAAGGAGAUGAAGGACAAGCCACAGAAGAAUUGUAAGGCCCAGAGGAUCACCCCUCAAAUUGUGGAUGUAACUAGGGACUCCCUCUUGACUGAAAGCAAGGACACUGGCUCUGAAGAAUCCAGCAAAAAAAGUGCCACAUCACUCAUCCUUUUUGAGGAGGUGGAUGUAAUAUUUGAUGAUGAUGCUGGAUUUCUAAGUGCAAUCAAGACCUUCAUGACAACAGCAAAGCGGCCAGUUAUACUCACCACCACUGAUCCUAACUUCAGUUUAAUGUUUGAGUGCUGGUUUGAAGAAAUCUGUUUCAAAGUGCCAUCCUUGGCAAAUGUUGCCAGCUACCUACAGCUUUUGUGCCUAGCUGAAAACUUAAGGACCGAUAUGAAGGAUCUCAGUGCGCUGCUUGCCCUCAAUAAGUGUGACAUUCGACAGAGCAUCCUUCACCUGCAGUUUUGGGUGCGAAGUGGAGGUGGCUAUCCAGUGGAUAAGCUUCUCCCUGCUGAAGGAAUAAGAAUGACUGCAAGCCCAGUUCAAGAAGAAUUGGUCGGAAAUGCAGUUCCUGCCAAAGACACCCUGGAGAAUUUGUCAAAGAGCAGCUCCAUUGUGAAGAUGCAGGAUGUUCCCAAAUGCAGCACAGGAUGCACAGAGAGCCUGCUUGGUUUCAAAUACUUUACUGGACCAUCAAGCAAUCUAUUUUCCAUGUUCAAGCAGGAUGUCAUUUCACUGGAGCAACAGAGAAGUCAAGUACAGAUCCUCCUGGAGUUUCAAAGGAGGCGGCUGGACUUUAUAUUCCACAACUUGCAGUUUCUUCUGCCACUACCAGUCCGAAUUAUUCCUGAUGCAAAAAGGCCUGAAAAUCUAGUAUCUGAACACACUGAGUCUUCCGUCAGUAAACCUAUACAGGCAGCUGGAAGAAUUCUUCAGGGAGGUGACAUAUUUCCUGAUGCCAGCACUGUAAAAUUUUUGGAUAAGAAAAAGCAUCACAGAAAGGCCAUCUUGUUUGAUGACAGCGAUCUAUUUGACACAGAUGAGAGCAAUACCUUUGUGACUUUACUGAAUGAUAUUCCUACCUCACCUGAAGUUGCUGAUAAAGCAGCACAAAGCCAAGCCAGUAAAGUGAGUGGGGGUGGGCCUGUCAUGGAUAAGACUGAUUCCUCUAGAGUUAUUGAAGAGAAGUCAAGAACAUCAGCAGAACGAAAGUGUAGUGAGUUAGUAUCUUUGUGUCUCAGAUCACUAGCUGAGUUCACAGACAAUAUCUCAUUCUUGGACAGCUGCCUCCACACACGCAUGGUUGAAACAGAGGGUUCAUGUGGACAGCGUGAUUAUUACUGGGCUGCUGCAGAAAUUAAAAAUGGCGUGUUGGAUGAGAGGAGGGAUGAGUCAGGAGAUUGGUGGUCUACUCACAGCUUUGGGGAAAUUAGAGCCACUGUGGAAGCCUUGAGCUGGAAGAAGUGUCGGUUGCAGAUUCAGCAAUCCAUAGAGUCAGCUGUCACCAAGUGCAGGAAACCAGGAGAAAGCCCAAUGGAGAAGCUCACCCUUCACAUUCCAAAUAACCAAAACAGUAAUGCUUUAUUCACACAAUGUCCGCAUUAUCUCACAAGUAUUGCAUCUAAAAGAAUAGAGGUGCUGAAAACUGUAUUCUCGAGCAAGGCAUUUCUAAGUCUGGGUAACAGACGAGCAAGUGCUGUGGAGUAUCUGCCAUCUCUCCGCACUAUUUGUAGGACAGAGAAACUGAAAGAACAAGGCAAACUAAAACGCAGAUUUUUGCAUUAUUUGGAUAGUGUGCACUUGGAGCUACCUAAAAGCACUCUGAAAGCCCUUGCAAACAGUUUUCCAUGAAGAUUUCAACUUGACUCAUUGUAUAGUGAAUUAUCACAUUUGAGGCAGACUGUAUUACUGGGUUAUUUUUCUCCCUGGCUUUUUACUUCAUUACUGUGUCCACUGUAUAUAUGUGUAUUUUGUGGAGACAUUUUUGUACAGUAAAGUGAUGUGAAACUGUGUAGGAAAAUGUUGGUAAUGUUAAUUUAAUUACAGUGGAACAAUUAAAUCUGCUGUCUAAGAAUGUAAAAAUCCAAUUCAUAAUAAUUUUGAGUGCCUGAAGUUGAUCUAUAACACUUCUGCCCUCCUAUUUUGUUAGUAUUUGUUUAACAAGUACCUUGUCGUAUCUCACCCAAUAAUCCAUGAGUCAAAAGGGAAAGACUGAAUCAUUGCAGCCAAGGCAGUGUUGUGUUAAUCUGUCAUUGGCACUUCAUGCAUACCAGCAUGGGCCACUGGAUGGGUAUCAGGAGUGAGAAUGCUGAAGAAUAUACCUCCUCCCUGCCUCUCUCUCUCUUUCCUUCCACACACCCCCUCCCCUCCCCUCUAGCUCGAGGCAAUGGAAGUAUUUUAACUACAGAGGAUGAAUAACAAUUUUGAUUUUCCCUCCCUUCAGUUCCAUGCCCAGGAAUAUUUUUGAUUGAAAGAUGCAAAAUUUGGUUUAUAAAUCUUCCAUUAGUGUUAUAAACAUGACCAAUUUCAGACCUUGCGAUCAGAUAAGUAUCUUGGUGUCAAAUAGCUGACCCUAAGCUGCUUGUAACUGUCUGAAUGUGACAGUCUCUUUGGGCUGCUGAGGUGAAUGUUGUCAUAAAUCAUGAAUGGCUGUAAUCCAUUCUCCGUUUCAUUAAAGCUUUUUAUUGUUACAAUUUUAUAUUACAUGAAUCUUACAAAGGAUGGAGUACCCUUGCAUUACAUAGUGUGAUU
This is a messenger RNA of Hemiscyllium ocellatum (epaulette shark), 6992 nucleotides long. RefSeq names its product ATPase family AAA domain containing 5a (gene atad5a). Gene Ontology annotation, cellular component: nucleus. Gene Ontology annotation, molecular function: DNA clamp unloader activity; ATP binding; DNA binding. The record is from RefSeq and is a predicted model, not a curated record. The coding region runs from base 342 to 6092 and encodes 1916 amino acids. Lineage: Eukaryota; Metazoa; Chordata; Chondrichthyes; Orectolobiformes; Hemiscylliidae. The transcript has 24 exons.